Molecule: messenger RNA, 1568 nt
Organism: Ochotona curzoniae (black-lipped pika)
Lineage: Eukaryota; Metazoa; Chordata; Mammalia; Lagomorpha; Ochotonidae
Gene: COQ9
Product: coenzyme Q9
Exons: 9
Coding region: 19-969 (316 amino acids)
Biological process (GO): ubiquinone biosynthetic process
Cellular component (GO): mitochondrial inner membrane
Molecular function (GO): lipid binding
Source: RefSeq, a predicted model, not a curated record
GACGUGCCCGUUUCCAAGAUGGCGGCGGCAGUGUCCGGCGUGCUGGGCCGGGCGGGUUGGAGGUUGCUACAGUUGCGGUGCCUGCCGGUGUCCCGCUGCCGCCCACUCCUGUUGUCUCGUGGCUUCCAGGCCUCUGCUGUGGGGCUGAGGUCUUCAGAAGAGCAAAGGCAGCAGCCUUCCCCAUCCUUUUCUCAGCAUCCAGAGGCACCGGGGGCAGAGAAGCCCACUCCAGAGUCGACUCGCUCACCGCCCAGGUACACAGACCAGAGUGGCGAGGAAGACGAGGACCAUGAGAGUGAGGAGCAGCUGCAGCACCGCAUCCUGACUGCAGCCCUGGAGUUCGUGCCUGCCCACGGGUGGACAGCAGAGGCCAUUGCCCAGGGAGCCCAGUCCCUGGGUCUCUCCAGUGCAGCGGCCAGCAUGUUUGGAAACGAUGGCAGUGAGCUGAUCCUGCAUUUUGUGACUGAGUGCAACGCCCGGCUCACCCGUGUGCUGGAAGAGGAACAGAAACUGGUGCAGCUGGGCCAGGCAGAGAAGAGGAAGACAGACCAGUUCCUGAGGGAUGCAGUGGAAACCAGACUGAGAAUGCUGAUCCCGUACAUUGAGCACUGGCCCCGGGCCCUCAGCAUCCUGCUGCUCCCUCACAACAUCCCACCCAGCCUGAGCCUGCUCACCAGCAUGGUGGAUGAUAUGUGGCAUUACGCUGGCGACCAGUCCACUGAUUUUAACUGGUACACACGCCGGGCCGUGCUGGCUGGCAUCUACAACACCACGGAGCUGGUGAUGAUGCAGGACUCCUCCCCGGACUUUGAGGACACUUGGCGCUUCCUGGAGAACCGGAUUAACGAUGCCAUGAACAUGGGCCACACUGCUAAGCAGGUGAAGUCCACAGGAGAGGCGCUGGUGCAAGGACUCAUGGGUGCUGCAGUGACGCUCAAGAACUUGACGGGUCUAAACCAGCGCCGGUGAGGGAAGGACAAGCUCAAGAGCCUGGAGGGAAGUGAGUGGGUGGAUGAGCAGGGCUGUGGGGAGCAUGAAAUGCCUUCCACCCAAGAGAGUGUUCAUGGAGACUCCUGGAAGAAUUCCCGGAACCCCCUGCAGCACCUGGGAACCACAGUGCACCUGAUGACAGGCCCUGGCCCCGGAUUGGGUCGCCUCUUCGGUUCCUGACACCCAGUCAGGCCUGACACCCUGCUGCCAGGCAGGGUGAUUAGAGAAGUGAGACUGUGAUUGACAUUCAAUCGGCUUGUCCCCGUCAUGGUCUCACGUCACGUCUUAACCUUCCUAGAAAUGCUCUUGGCGGGCGGCUCUAAGCCUGAGUGAAGGCCAGAAGUCACCAGAUGGUGGCAGCACCCCCCAGUGCAGGCACUGCUCACCAAGGCAUCCUGAGACGUUCCUGGGACCCCCUCGGCCAGCUGCCUCACCUGAGACAGGUUCCUGGUGUUCAGUGAUGCUUGGCCUGGGGAGAGCUGUGGUCCCAGGCCUGGUGUCACAUCACAUCAGCACGGAUUGCAGGAUUGUUAGAGUAUUUAAAGUCUGUACAAAUUAGAAUAAAUAUGUUUGCAGCA